Enhydra lutris kenyoni (northern sea otter) is the source of this 4182-nucleotide messenger RNA. Its product is annotated as zinc finger protein 536. The coding region runs from base 40 to 4182 and encodes 1380 amino acids. Gene Ontology annotation, molecular function: RNA polymerase II cis-regulatory region sequence-specific DNA binding; DNA-binding transcription factor activity, RNA polymerase II-specific. Lineage: Eukaryota; Metazoa; Chordata; Mammalia; Carnivora; Mustelidae. The transcript is spliced from 5 exons. Gene Ontology annotation, biological process: regulation of DNA-templated transcription. Gene Ontology annotation, cellular component: nucleus. The record is from RefSeq and is a predicted model, not a curated record.
ACAGUCCUUAAGACAAGUAUGCAGUUAAGCUGCUAAGGGAUGGAAGAAGCCAGUCUGUGCCUUGGAGUGUCCUCGGCGGCCCCGGAAGCUGAGCCCCACCUGAGCGGCCCUGUCCUCAACGGCCAGUAUGCCAUGAGUCAAAAGUUGCACCAGAUCACCUCCCAGCUCAGCCAUGCCUUCCCCGAGCUGCAUCCCCGGCCCAACCCGGAAGAGAAGGCCCCCGCGCCCCUCGACGAGAAGGCGCACGUGCCCAUGAGCGGCCAGCCCAUGGGCAGUCAGAUGGCGCUCCUGGCCAACCAGCUGGGCCGGGACGUCGACACCAGCCUCAACGGGCGGGUGGACCUGCAGCAGUUCCUCAACGGGCAGAACCUGGGCAUCAUGUCCCAGAUGAGCGACAUCGAGGACGACGCCCGCAAAAACCGCAAGUACCCGUGCCCGCUGUGCGGCAAGCGUUUCCGCUUCAACAGCAUCCUCUCCCUGCACAUGCGCACUCACACCGGCGAGAAGCCCUUCAAGUGUCCCUACUGCGACCACCGGGCGGCGCAGAAGGGCAACCUCAAGAUCCACCUGCGGACCCACAAGCUGGGCAACCUGGGGAAGGGGCGCGGGCGGGUGCGCGAGGAGAACCGCCUGCUGCACGAGCUGGAGGAGCGGGCCAUCCUGCGGGACAAGCAGAUGAAGAGCAGCCUGCUGCAGCCGCGGCCGGACCUGAAGCCGCUGCCGCACGCGCAGCCCGCCCCGCUGGCCACCUGCAACCUGGCCCUGCCCGCCAACCACAGCGUGCCCGACGCGGCCAACCCGGUGCCCUCGCCCAAGCCGGCCAGCGUGCAGGAGGACGCCGUGGUCCCGGCCGCCGGCUUCCGCUGCACCUUCUGCAAGGGCAAGUUCAAGAAGCGCGAGGAGCUGGACCGCCACAUCCGCAUCCUGCACAAGCCCUACAAGUGCACGCUGUGCGACUUCGCCGCCUCGCAGGAGGAGGAGCUCAUCAGCCACGUGGAGAAGGCCCACAUCACCGCCGAGUCGGCGCAGGGCCAGGGACCCAACGGCGGCGGGGAGCAGGCGGCCAACGAGUUCCGCUGCGAGGUGUGCGGCCAGGUAUUCAGCCAGGCCUGGUUCCUCAAGGGCCACAUGCGGAAGCACAAAGACUCCUUCGAGCACUGCUGCCAGAUCUGUGGCCGCCGCUUCAAAGAGCCCUGGUUCCUCAAGAACCACAUGAAGGUCCACCUCAACAAGCUGUCCGUGAAGAGCAAGUCCCCCAGCGACCCGGAGGUGCCCGUGCCCAUGGGUGGCAUGUCCCAGGAGGCCCACGCCAACCUGUACUCCAGGUACCUGUCCUGCCUUCAGAGCGGCUUCAUGGCCCCGGACAAGACCAGCCUGAGCGAGCCCAGCCAGCUCUACGGCAAAGGGGAGCUGCCCAUGAAGGAGCGGGAGGUCCUGGGCAAGCUGCUGUCGCCCAUCUCCGGCAUGGCCCACGGGGUUCCCGAGGGCGACAAGCACUCCCUCCUGGGGUGCCUCAACCUUGUGCCGCCGCUCAAGUCCAGCUGCAUCGAGCGGCUGCAGGCGGCUGCCAAAGCGGCCGAGAUGGACCCCGUGAACAGCUACCAGGCUUGGCAACUCAUGGCCAGGGGCAUGGCCAUGGAACAUGGUUUCUUGUCUAAAGAUCAUCAGCUACAACGCAACCACGAAGACACUUUGGCAAACGCCGGAGUGAUGUUCGAUAAGGAGAAGCGGGAGUACGUGUUAGUGGGAGCAGAUGGCUCCAAGCAGAAAAUGCCUGCUGAUUUGGUUCACAGCACUAAAGUGGGCAAUCAGAGAGACCUGCCAAAUAAGCUCGACCCUCUAGAAGGCAGUCGGGAUUUUUUGUCGCACGGGCUGAACCAGGCGCUCGACUAUAACCUGCAGGGGCCCGGGAGCAUGAAGGAGAAGCCCACAGAGUGCCCCGACUGCGGCCGGGUGUUCCGCACCUACCAUCAGGUGGUCGUGCACUCCCGCGUCCAUAAGCGGGACCGCAAGGGCGACGAGGACGGGCUGCACGUGGGUCUGGAUGAGCGGCGCGGCUCGGGCAGUGACCAGGAGUCCCAGUCGGUGAGCCGCUCCACCACGCCGGGCUCCUCCAACGUCACCGAGGAGAGCGGGGCCGGCGGCGGGCUCUCCCAGACCGGGAGUGCCCAGGAGGACAGCCCGCACCCCUCCUCGCCGUCCUCCUCAGACAUCGGCGAGGAGGCUGGGAGAGCCACUGGGGUCCAGCAGCCCUCGCUGCUUCGCGACAGGAGCCUGGGCUCGGCCAUGAAGGACUGCCCGUACUGUGGGAAGACCUUCCGGACAUCCCAUCACCUAAAGGUGCACCUGCGGAUACACACAGGUGAGAAACCUUACAAAUGUCCCCACUGUGACUAUGCGGGCACCCAGUCAGCGUCCCUAAAAUACCACUUAGAGCGGCACCACCGGGAGCGGCAGAACGGAGCUGGGCCCCUGUCUGGACAGCCCCCAAACCAAGACCACAGGGACGAGCUGUCCAACAAAGCCGCUUUGUUUAUCAGGCCAGACAUCCUGAGGGGGGCCUUCAAGGGUCUCCCUGGAAUCGACUUCAGAGGUGGCCCUGCUUCCCAGCAGUGGACAGCAGGCGUGCUCUCGUCCACAGAUCACGCGGGGCAGGCCUCCGGCAUGACUUCCGAGGCCCCUUCGGACACACUGAAAGGCACCGACCUUCCUUCCAAAAGCGCCCACUUCUCCGAAAUCGGAAGAGCUUACCAGAGUAUUGUGAGCAACGGUGUGAAUUUCCAGGGGUCCUUGCAAGCUUUCAUGGACAGCUUUGUCCUAAGCUCCUUGAAGAAGGAGAAGGACAUGAAGGACAAAGGCCCGUCUGACCCUCCGUCCAUGAAGGUGCACGGGCCGGACGGCGGGGAGGACAGAGCUGGCGCAAAGGCGGUCCCUAGGAAGUCGGAGAAAUCCCAGUACGAGCCUCUGGACUUGUCGGUGCGGCCGGACGCCGCGUCGCUGCCGGGCUCGUCGGUGACCGUGCAAGACAGCAUCGCGUGGCAUGGCUGCUUGUUCUGCGCGUUCACGACCUCAUCUGUGGAGCUCAUGGCCCUUCACCUGCAGGCCAACCACCUGGGCAAGGCAAAGCGCAAAGACAGCGCCGUCGGGGUGACGGUCAACUGCAAAGACCAGGCCCGGGAGGCGGGCAAGGUGGCCCUGCUACCCUCGGCGCAGUCGAACAAAGAGACGGCACUCUCUGGCCUGAUCGGGCCUCCAGAGGCCGCUUCAGAAAAGACGGCCCCGGGGCCGGGCAAGGAGACUCUGGGGGAGCCCAAGAGCGGCACGUGGCCUGGCCUGGUGGACCCCGCGUUUUGCAACUUCCCAUCAGACUUCUACAAGCAGUUUGGCGUCUACCCGGGCCUGCUGGGCUCGGGCGCCUCCAGCUCCUGCCCGGCCCAGGAGCCCGACGGGAAGGCCCACGCGGAGGAUGACGCCCCGAUCCUGAUCCCCGAGACCGCCAGCAAGAACGCUACCGAUGACCUCUCCGACAUUGCCUCCUCGGAGGACAUGGACUCCUCCAAGGGAGAGAACAACGACGAAGACGAUCUGGAGACGGAGCCAGAGAUGAUGAGCAAACCCCAGUCCGCCCUCGGCAAGGACGGCGGCGGUGGCGACGGUGGCGACAGCCUGCUGCCCGCGGGCGCCCCUCAGCCCAUCCAGGGACUAGUCUCGCCGGUGCCCCCGGCGCCCGAGAAGCAGUGGCACGGCCCGGGCCUGCUUCCAGCCCAGGACCCCUCGGCGGGCCUGCCCAAGCCGGAGCGGGGCCCCCCGGGCCUGGAGAAGCCAAUGAACAUGCUGUCGGUCCUCAGGGCCUACAGUUCUGAUGGCUUAGCAGCCUUUAACGGACUUGCGAGUAGCACAGCAAAUUCUGGAUGUAUCAAGAGGCCAGACUUGUGUGGUCACAGGCCUUUUCAGUGCCGAUACUGUCCCUACAGUGCCUCUCAGAAGGGGAACCUGAAGACCCACGUCCUCUGCGUCCAUCGUAUGCCUUUUGACAACAGUCAGUACCCCGAUCGCCGGUUCAAACGCUCCAGAGUCGACUCGGAGGCUUCUGGGAAUUUCGAAGACCCCACAGCUGUCAAGGCGGGGAGCUCAGCAGAGCUAACAGAGGAGGGUUGCAAAGCCCAGGAGGAGCGUAACUGA